Nelumbo nucifera (sacred lotus) is the source of this 2073-nucleotide messenger RNA. Lineage: Eukaryota; Viridiplantae; Streptophyta; Magnoliopsida; Proteales; Nelumbonaceae. The record is from RefSeq and is a predicted model, not a curated record.
AUGGCAAACUAUAAUCUUCUCCAUCUUCUACUUCUACUGCUAGCGAAUGGUUUGCUCUUCCGAUCGACGACAUACGCUGUUGAUUUCGUCUUCAACGGCUUCAACUCCUCCAAUCUCUUACUCUACGGCAACGCAACGCUCGUAUCCGGUGUUCUCACCCUCACCAAUGUCUCUCAUUUCCACACUGGCCGGGCCCUUUACACCUCGAAGAUCCCCACAAGAAUUCCCAACUCUUCUAUAGUCCUUCCCUUCUAUACCUCUUUCAUCUUCUCGAUUGAACCCAACAAGGACCAACUCUCCGGCCACGGCUUUGUGUUCAUCUUUGCUCCCCACAUCGGCAUCGAUGGCACCAGUUCGUCUCAAAAUCUUGGCCUCUUUAACCAGACGGACAACGGCGACCCCAACAACCACGUGCUCGGUGUUGAAUUCGACGUGUUCAGAAAUCAAGAGUUCAGUGACGUCGAUGACAACCACGUUGGUAUUGACGUGAAUUCCCUCACGUCGGUAACAGCCGCAACGGCAGGUUACUGGGGUGACAAGAAGAGCAGUCAAGAGGAGACCUUUCAUGAAUUGAAGCUAAAGAGUGGCGUCAAUUAUCAAGUCUGGAUUGAUUACUCGAAUUCUCUGCUAAAUGUUACCAUGGUGCGGGCUGGACUGAGAAGGCCUCAGCGACCUUUAAUUAGUAUUCCUCUCAAUCUCUCUGAUGUUCUUCUGGAUGAAAUGUAUGUUGGUUUCACUGCGGCGACAGGACAGUUAGUUGAGUAUCAUAGAAUUCUUUCUUGGAGCUUUAGUAAUUCAAAGUUUUCCAUUGGAGAUUCGUUGGUUACUUCAAACUUACCGUCCUUUGUUCAUUCUACGGAUUCUAUUCUUCAGUCCAACAAAUUCAUUGCUGGAAUAAUAAUAGUCACAAUUGUGUUGGCCAGCGCCUGUUGCGCCGUGACAUCUCUGUUAAUAAUUAAAAGGAGGAGGAGGAAGAUGAAGCAAAGAAGGGAGGUGGAAGAAUGGGAGUUGGAGUAUUGGCCCCAUCGAGUUGAUUAUCAGGAGAUUCAUGCAGCAACCAAGGGGUUCUCUGAAGAAAAUGUAAUUGGGUUUUCAGGGAACGGAAAAGUCUAUAAAGGGGUUUUGACAGGCGGAGAGGAGGUAGCUGUGAAGCGAAUUUUGAACCAGACUGGUGAAGGAAUGAAGGAAUUCUUGGCGGAGCUGUCGAGCCUCGGCCGCUUGAGGCAUAGAAACUUGGUAAGGUUAAGAGGCUGGUGCAAAAGAGAGAAUGAAAGCUUGAUCUUGCUUUAUGAUUAUAUGGAGAAUGGUAGCUUGGAUAAGAGGGUGUUUGACGAAUGUGAUGAGAGUUUGAUGUUGGGUUGGGAAGAAAGGCUGAGAGUGUUGAAGGAUGUGGCUGCUGGGGUCUUGUAUUUGCAUGAAGGCUGGGAAGCCAGAGUCCUGCACAGAGACAUCAAGGCUAGUAAUGUGUUGCUGGACAGAGAAAUGAACGGGAGGUUGGGAGAUUUUGGGCUGGCUUACAUUCAUGGGCGCAACCAGGUAGCCGCCACAACACGCGUGGUUGGAACUGUGGGCUAUAUGGCGCCCGAGUUGGUGCGGAGUGGGCGGGCAUCCACGCAGACUGAUGUGUUCUGCUUCGGUGUCUUGAUUCUUGAAGUUGUGUGUGGACGGAGGCCUAUACAGGAGGGGAAACCACCUUUGGUUGAUUGGGUGGAGGGACUAGUGGAGCGAGGUGAGUUGCCGUUGGCACUAGACAAGCGGUUGAUGGCUAAGGAAAGGCACGACGUUGAGGAGAUAGAGAGGGUGCUUCGUUUGGGGUUGUUGUGUGCAAGCCCUGACCCACAUGCUCGGCCGAAGAUGAGACAGGUUGUGAAGGUGUUGGAGGGAAGAGAUGAGGCGGAGGAGUCUGAUCAAGGACAAGGAAUGGAGAUACAUCUGCUUGGCAACAUGAAUUCAACCCCAGAAUUGCCAGAGUUUCGUAGCUUGGAUCAAAGAAUGCACUACCCUUUUCGACAGUCGCUCUCAUCGUCAAUCUCUGUCACAACUAUCUCAGGAUCCAUUCUGGAGGGUCGAUGA